This is a messenger RNA of Calidris pugnax (ruff), 412 nucleotides long. RefSeq names its product rootletin-like. The record is from RefSeq and is a predicted model, not a curated record. Lineage: Eukaryota; Metazoa; Chordata; Aves; Charadriiformes; Scolopacidae. The transcript is spliced from 2 exons. The annotation marks the transcript as partial.
AUGUAUGGGUCACCUGGGCGGAGGCAUGGGUCACCUGGGUGGCUGUUGGGGGGUGACCGGGCGGUGGGGCUGAGGGCCGUGCCCCGGCAGGCGGUGCAGGAGCAGAGCGCGGCGGGGGAGGCGCUGGCGCAGGCGCGGGGGGAGCAGGAGCGGCUGCGGGACGAGCUGCUGCGGCUCAGCCGGGCCCGAGAGGGACUGGCCAAGGAGGGGGCCACCUUGGCCGUCCAACUGGCGGCCGCCCAGCGCCACGGCCAGGAUCAGGCCCAGGAGGCAGCCGGGCUCAGGUCGGAGAAGGAGGGCUUGGAGAGCAACAUCUUCCAGCUGCAGCAGCAACUGGCCCAGCUGGAGACCCGCAACCAGCAGCUGGAGGCCGAGGGACGGAGCCUGCUCCAAUCUAAGGAGGCGCUGGAGG